AUGGCGGUGGCGCGCGUCGACGCGGCUUUGCCUCCCGGAGAAGGAUCAGUGGUCAAUUGGUCAGGUCAAGGACUACAGAAAUUAGGUUCAAAUUUACCUUGUGAAGCGGAUAUUCAUACUUUGAUUCUGGAUAAAAACCAAAUUAUUAAAUUGGAAAAUCUUGAGAAAUGUAGACGAUUAAUACAGUUGUCAGUGGCUAAUAAUCGGCUUGUAAGGAUGAUGGGUGUGGCCAAACUGACUCAACUCCGGGUGUUAAAUUUGCCUCAUAAUAGCAUUGGCUACGUGGAAGGACUAAAGGAGCUAGUACAUUUGGAAUGGCUGAAUUUGGCAGGAAAUAAUCUUAAGGCCAUGGAACAAAUCAAUAGCUGCACAACUUUACAGCACCUCGAUUUAUCAGACAAUAACAUACCCCAGAUUGGUGAUCUAUCUAAAUUAGUGUCCCUGAAGACCCUGCUUUUACAUGGAAACAUCAUCACCUCUCUCAGAAUGGCAUCUGCUUUUCUACCCAGAAAUCUCACUGUGCUUUCUUUGGCAGAAAAUGAAAUCCGAGACUUAAAUGAGAUCUCUUACUUGGCAUCCUUGACUAAACUGGAGCAGUUGUCAAUCAUGAACAAUCCUUGUGUUAUGGCAACACCUUCCAUUCCAGGGUUUGACUAUCGACCAUACAUCGUCAGCUGGUGCUUAAACCUCAGAGUCCUAGAUGGAUACAUGAUUUCUCAGAAGGAAAGUUUGAAAGCUGAAUGGCUGUAUAGUCAAGGCAAGGGGAGAGCGUAUCGGCCCAACCAACACAUCCAGCUUGUCCAGUAUUUGGCUACAGUAUGUCCUCUCACUUCUACGCUGGGUCUUCAAACUGCAGAGGAUGCGAAAUUAGAGAAGAUUCUGAGCAAGCAGAGGUUUCACCAGAGACAGUUGAUGAAUCAAAGCCAAAGUGAAGAAUUGUCUUCUCUUGCUCCUGUUGAAACAAAGUCACCCCUUGUCCCUGAGCAUUCAAGUCCUGUUCAUGAUUGCCAAGUAGUCCAGGAAAGUGAACCCAUCAUUCAAGUCAAUUCUUGGAUUGGCAUAAGCAAUAAAGAUGAUCAUCUAUAUGCUGUUAUGAAUAACUUUCCAGCCUCUGUACACACUACAAGAUAUUCUCGAAAUGACCUACACUUAGAAGACAUCCAGACAGAUGAGGACAAGCUAAACUGUAGUCUUCUCUCUUCAGAGUCUACUUUCAUGCCAGUUGCAUCAGGAUUAUCUCCAGUAUCACCUACAGUUGAGCUGAGACUACAGGGUAUUAACUUGGACCUAGAUGAUGAUGGUGUUAAAGAUGAAUCUGUGAAAGGGCUGGAAAAUCAGGACUUGGAUAAAGAAGAUGAAAAGGCUUUAUGGACUGCAAAUGAGAAUUCUGUUAAAAUAAAGCAAAGGGAGAUCAUUGCAGAUGUAAAUGAGAAAAUUGGGCUGUUACUUUGUCCUGAGCCAGCAAUAACCAGUAAUGUCUUAAAGGAUGAUAACCAUGGUCUUACAUCUUUUCCUGAGUCUGUUGGACAAAAUGUCUUCCAUACACAGCCAGAUAGUGAAGACACUAUGUCUCAAACUGCUUUAGAUAGACUUUCCUGUCGGAUUUUAACCCAAAGAUCUGUUGCUCUGGGCAAAGAUGAAAUUACCCUUCAGAAAUUGAAUGAAGCAGCCACCAAGCUUCAGGCCUGUUGGCGGGGUUUUUAUGCCAGGAACUACAACCCUCAAGCCAAGGAUGUGCGUUAUGAGAUUCGACUGCGCAGAAUGCAGGAACACAUCGUCUGCUUAACUGAUGAAAUAAGGAGAUUGAGAAAAGAAAGAGAUGAAGAACGUAUUAAAAAAGUUGUGCAAGAAGAAGCUGUGAGAUUCCUUUGGAACCAGGUCAGGUCUCUACAAGCUUGGCAACAGACUGUGGACCUUCGUCUCAAUUCCUGGCAUAAUGAUGUGCCAAUAUCAAGUACUCGAGUGCCACCUGAACUGCCACUACUCACGGAAAGUAAGAAGCCUUCUGCUCAAAAUCCAGACUGGUCCAUUGCUCAUGAUGAAGCUCCUCCAGAGAAAUCCUUACUAGAAUUUCCAGACUCUGGUUUUCAUUCCUCCCUUUCAGAACAAGUUCAUUGUUUACAGGAUUCUUUGCAAUUUGAAAGAUGUUCUACUGAGGACAGUGAAAGUUCCAUAAUGGGAAAUUCCACUGACACAGUCAAAUAUGGAAGAGAGUCAGAUUUAGGGGAUAUUAGUGAAAAAAAUGGUGAGUGGAGUAAGGAAAGCUCAAACAAUGAACAGGAUAAUAGCCUGCUUGAACAGUAUUUAACUUCAGUUCAACAGCUAGAAGAUGCUGAUGAAAGGACACAUUUUGAUGAAGGAAUAGAAGAUAGCAAAGUUCAUAUAGCUCAUUCCCCAGAAAAAUUGGAUGCCUUGUCUGACAAUGCUUCUGUAGGUGAGACUCCUACUUUGCAAGACGACAUGAGCCAAUCACCAGAGAAGUGUAAGUUGGAUGCAGAAAUUCAAGGGCAGCCGUCAGAAUGUGAUUCUUCAUUUCACGUAUUACAUGUUGAUAUUACUGUGUAG
Molecule: messenger RNA, 2565 nt
Organism: Chrysochloris asiatica (Cape golden mole)
Lineage: Eukaryota; Metazoa; Chordata; Mammalia; Afrosoricida; Chrysochloridae
Gene: CEP97
Product: centrosomal protein 97kDa
Exons: 11
Coding region: 1-2565 (854 amino acids)
Molecular function (GO): protein binding
Source: RefSeq, a predicted model, not a curated record